This is a messenger RNA of Leptopilina heterotoma, 632 nucleotides long. RefSeq lists its product as uncharacterized. The transcript has 2 exons. The record is from RefSeq and is a predicted model, not a curated record. Lineage: Eukaryota; Metazoa; Arthropoda; Insecta; Hymenoptera; Figitidae. Bases 75 to 503 code for a protein of 142 amino acids.
GUCAUAGUUAGGAGCUAUAAAAACCAAGCUCAACCGAGUAUUCUAUCGUCUUCCUUGCAAGGAUUCCGAGAAAAAUGGAUUCACUUUUAUUGAUAUUUUUUGGAAUUGUUUCGGCAAUUUUCAUCGACUGCACCACAGCGGGAGUGAUUCCUUCCGCAGUUGCCCUACCAUCUCCGAUUGGAAUUGAAUAUGCAAAAGCAGUGCCCUACAAUGCACCGCCUCACGUUUCUAGAAUUGACUUGAAUAGUAAAAUUCUUUCUGCGCCAUGGUUCACAGCCACUGCAGGUUCUCUCUUCAAUGCACCUCCAUUCGCAGUCACUGCACCUGUUUCUGCUUCGCAAAUUAUUGCUGCUCCUGUUCAUCCAGCACCAGUUACGGCAGCGUAUCCUGCACUUGCAACACCACCAAUUGUCUCUGGACCACUUCUCGAUUCACCAUCUUACCUUCCCACUUUUACAUACCCCACAACAUUCCCAGCCUACGAUCAUACCAUUUUUGGUUGAUAUUUUUUUUUUCGUUUUACUUUUAUAUUCUAUUUUUUUUAAGUUUAUUUACAUGUGAAUGCUGUGUAGCAAAUAUCUUGCCAAAGGAAGAUUUUGUAGAAAAAUAAAUUGUUUUUUUGUGCAAAAAGA